Jaculus jaculus (lesser Egyptian jerboa) is the source of this 2270-nucleotide messenger RNA. It is a transcript of the gene Inhca, whose product is annotated as inhibitor of carbonic anhydrase. Lineage: Eukaryota; Metazoa; Chordata; Mammalia; Rodentia; Dipodidae. Bases 12 to 2111 code for a protein of 699 amino acids. The record is from RefSeq and is a predicted model, not a curated record. The transcript has 17 exons. Gene Ontology annotation, biological process: antibacterial humoral response; iron ion transport. Gene Ontology annotation, cellular component: recycling endosome; early endosome; extracellular region.
UGCUGCACAGAAUGAGGCUCGCCGUUUGCGCCCUGCUGUGCGCCCUGGGGCUGUGCCUGGCUGUUCCUGAGAAGACUGUGCGAUGGGGUGUCCUGUCAGAUCUCGAAGCCACUAAGUGCUCCAGUUUCCAAGACCACAUGAAAGCAGUUCUUCCUGCAGAUGGACCCCUUGUCACCUGUGUGAAGAGAAGCUCUUACCCUGAGUGCAUUGAGGCCAUCUCGGCAAACAAAGCGGAUGCUGUGACCAUUGAUGGAGGCUUGGUGUUCGAGGCCGGCCUGCCCCCCUAUAACCUGAAACCCAUUGCUGCAGAAUUCUAUGGGUCAAAGGACGACCCACAAACCCGCUAUUACAUCGUGGCUGUGGUGAAGAAAGGCUCCGGCUUCCAGCUGAGUCAGCUCCAAGGCAAGAAGUCCUGCCACCCAGGCAUGGGGUGGUCUGGGUGGAAUGCCCCUCUCAGCAUACUGCUUCCCUCGGGCUCUCUGGAAACAGCGGCAGCCACGUUCUUCUCCAGCAGCUGCGUCCCCUGUGCGGACCACGAGAAGUUCCCCAGCUUGUGCCAACUGUGCGCCGGGCAAGGGGCAGACAAGUGCGCCUGCUCCUCUCGCGAACCAUACUUCGGCUACUCGGGAGCCUUCAAGUGUCUACAGGAUGGCGCGGGAGAUGUGAGCUUUGUGAGGCACCUGACAGUGUUCGAAAACCUGCCUCAGCAGGCUGACAGGGACCAGUAUGAGCUGCUCUGCCCCGACAACACCCGCGGGCCAGUGGAUGACUAUGAACGGUGCAACCUGGCCCGGGUCCCUUCUCACGCAGUUGUGGCUCGAAGUGCGGACGGCAAGGAGGACUUGAUCUGGGAGCUUCUCAGCCAGGCCCAGGAAAAUUUUGGAAAGGACAAGUCAUCGUCAUUUCAGCUCUUUGGCUCCCCUCAUGGGAAAGACCUGAUGUUUACUGAUGCUGCCCAUGGAUUUUUAAGGACCCCUGCUAAGAUGGACUCCAAGAUGUACCUGGGACAUGAGUAUUUUUUUGCCAUUCAGAAUCUAAAGAGAGGUGUGGAAGGCCCCCAGACGGUGACGGUGCAGUGGUGUGCGGUGGGCCCCCACGAAAGGGCCAAGUGUGAGCAGUGGAGUGCGGUGAGUGGCGGAGCCUUGGCGUGCACCAUGGAGGAGACCCCCGAGGACUGCCUUGCUGCCGUCACGAAAGGAGAAGCUGACGCCAUGAGCUUGGAUGGAGGCUAUAUGUACACAGCGGGCAAGUGUGGCCUGGUGCCCGUGCUGGCCGAGAACUACCUGCCUACAAGUGGCCGUGGGCGCCUGGGGUCUAAGUGCGUGAAUGCACCCUUGGAAGGUUAUUACGUCGUGGCCGUGGUGAAGAAAUCGGAUGCAGCUCUCACCUGGAACUCCCUGCGAGGCAAGAAGUCCUGCCACCCCGCGGUUGGCACUUCCGCUGGCUGGAACGUCCCCAUGGGUUUAAUAUACAAUCAAACCGGGUCUUGUCAGUUUGGGGAUUUCUUCAGUGGCAGCUGCGCCCCCGGCUCUGACCCGGACUCCCGGCUCUGUGCUCUGUGUGGCGGCGGCAGUGAGCCGGCCCACAUGUGUGCCCCCCACAGCCAGGAGAGAUACUAUGGCUCCAGUGGCGCUCUCAGGUGUCUGGUUGAGAAGGGAGACGUGUCCUUCAUGAAGCACACGGCCAUUCCGCAGAGCAUCGAGGGAAAGAACCCUGAGGCCUGGGCUAAGGGUCUCAAACAGGAAGACUUUGAGCUGCUGUGCCUUGAUGGUACCAGGAAGCCCGUGACUGAGGCUGCGAGUUGCCACCUGGCCAGAGUGCCAAAUCAUGCUGUGGUGUCACGGAAAGAAAGAGCCGAUUAUAUUGCCAGAAUACUCAUCAACCAGCAGGAGCUCUUCGGAAGAAAUGGAUUUGAAUAUAUGAUGUUCCAGAUGUUUGAAUCAUCACCCAAGGACCUGCUGUUCAGUGAUGAUACGGAAUGCUUGUCUAACCUUCAGAGCAAGACAACAUACGAAAAAUACUUAGGGCCACAGUAUCUUGCAAUGAUGGUUAACUUUAGACCAUGCCUGACCUCCGCACUUCUGGAUGCCUGCACGUUCCACAGAAGUUAAGCGCUGAGCAAGCUGGCUAACUAUACAGGUCCUGGGAGUCUUAAUUAUGGUGGAGUUGACAGUCAUUUCUCUUCAUGUAGAUUUCUGCUAACAUCAAUUAUCUUUAUAAUUCUGUUAUAACUGAAGCAAAGAUUGAAAUUAAUAAAAAUUAUGUCUCUG